This is a messenger RNA of Elephantulus edwardii (Cape elephant shrew), 561 nucleotides long. RefSeq names its product 60S ribosomal protein L29-like. Gene Ontology annotation, molecular function: structural constituent of ribosome. NCBI's taxonomy places the organism in Eukaryota, Metazoa, Chordata, Mammalia, Macroscelidea, Macroscelididae. Gene Ontology annotation, biological process: cytoplasmic translation. The transcript has 2 exons. The coding region runs from base 1 to 561 and encodes 186 amino acids. The record is from RefSeq and is a predicted model, not a curated record. Gene Ontology annotation, cellular component: ribosome; cytosolic large ribosomal subunit.
AUGACUUUCUUUGCCACACUUAAAGCAGGGCCCAGACAGACACAAAAGGGCUCUUUCUCUUCCGGUCGCUGGCGCUUUGGGAGCUCCGGCGAGGGUUCAGACAUAGCCAAGUCCAAGAACCACACCACACACAACGAGUCCCGAAAAUGGCACAGAAAUGGUAUCAAGAAACCAAGAUCGCAACGAUAUGAGUCUCUUAAGGGGGUAGACCCCAAAUUCCUGAGGAACAUGCGCUUUGCCAAGAAGCACAACAAGAAAGGCCUGAAGAAGAUGCAGGCCAACAAUGCCAAGGCCAUGGAGAUACGUGCUGAGGCUGUGAAGGCUCUUGUCAAGCCCAAAGAGGUCAAGCCCAGGAUCCCAAGGGGAGUCAACUGCAAGCUCAGCCAACUCGCCUACAUUGCCCAUCCCAGGCUUGGGAAGGGUGCUCGGGCCCGCAUUGCCAAGGGGCUCAGGCUUAACCAGCCAAAAUCCAAAGCCAAGGCUGACAGUAAGGCCGAAGCUCCAGCUAAGUCCUCAACUCAGGCUCCUGCUCCAAGCCAGGCUCCUGCAAAGGCUCCAUAA